Molecule: messenger RNA, 2031 nt
Organism: Gastrolobium bilobum
Lineage: Eukaryota; Viridiplantae; Streptophyta; Magnoliopsida; Fabales; Fabaceae
Product: cytokinin hydroxylase-like
Exons: 5
Coding region: 7-1554 (515 amino acids)
Molecular function (GO): heme binding; iron ion binding; monooxygenase activity
Source: RefSeq, a predicted model, not a curated record
ACCACCAUGGCUAUGGUGAUCUUAACAACCCUUUUGGCCAUACUCUUGACUCUGCUAUUUAAACUUGUCUAUGACAACCUCUCAUGUUACUUGUUCACUCCACUACGCAUCAAGAAGAUCAUGGAGAUGCAAGGUGUGCGUGGCCCAAAACCUCGGUUCUUCACUGGUAACAUCUUAGACAUAGCUUCCCUUGUCUCAAAAGCAACUUCCCAAGAAAUGAAAACCAUAAGCCAUGACAUUGUUGGUCGUCUUAUGCCACAUUUUCUUGUCUGGUCCAGUCAAUACGGAAAGAGGUUUCUAUAUUGGAAUGGUACAGAGCCAAGGUUGUGCCUAGCAGAGACUGAAUUGAUCAAAGAGUUUCUUUCAAAAUACAGUAUGGUAUCUGGGAAAUCAUGGCAGCAAAGACAAGGUUCAAAACAUUUCAUUGGUCAAGGACUUUUGAUGGCAAAUGGUGGAGAUUGGUACCACCAACGUCACAUCGUUGCCCCUGCAUUCAUGGGAGACAGACUUAAGAGCUAUGCUGGGAAUAUGGUUGAAUGCACUAAGGAGAUGCUUCAAUCACUACAAAAUGCGUUGGAGUGUGGCCAAACUGAGGUUGAGAUUGGGCAGUAUAUGACUAAACUCGCUGCAGAUAUUGUUGCUAGAACUGAGUUUGGUACAAGCUAUCAAAAGGGAAAGAAAAUAUUCCAUCUCCUCACACUGCUUCAGAGUCGUUGUGCACAAGCAAGUCGUCAUCUUUGCUUUCCUGGAAGCAGGUUUUUUCCAAGCAAGUAUAACAGAGAGAUAAAGUCUUUAAAGAUAGAGGUGGAGACUCUGUUGAUGGAGAUAAUACAAAGCAGGAAAGAUUGUGUGGAGAUUGGUAGAAGUAAUUCAUAUGGGAAUGAUUUGUUGGGUAUGCUACUGAAUGAGAUGGAGAAGAAAAAAGGGAAUGGAAAUAGCUUAAAUCUGCAAUUAGUGAUGGAUGAAUGCAAAACAUUUUUCUUUACUGGACAUGAAACCACAGCCUUAUUACUCACUUGGACAGUUAUGUUAUUAGCCACUAAUCCUUCUUGGCAACACAAAGUCAGGGCUGAGGUCAAAAGGGUCUGCAAUGGGGGAAUUCCCUCUGUGGAUCAACUCUCCAAGCUCACUCUUUUGCAUAUGGUAAUCAACGAGUCAAUGAGGCUGUAUCCCCCAGCAUCUGUGCUUCCUAGAAUGGCCUUUGAAGACAUAGUAUUGGGUGACCUUUAUAUCCCUGAAGGGUUAUCAAUUUGGAUACCUGUGCUGGCUAUUCAUCAUAGUGAAAAACUAUGGGGUAAAGAUGCAAAUGAGUUCAACCCAGAGAGGUUUACUUCAAAGUCAUUUAUUCCUGGCCGUUUUUUACCAUUUGCUUUGGGCCCAAGAAAUUGUGUUGGACAAGCAUUUGCCUUAAUGGAAGCUAAGAUUAUAUUAGCCAUGUUGAUUUCUAAGUUUAGCUUCACCAUUUCUGAGAAUUACCGUCAUGCCCCUGUGGUUGUACUCACAAUUAAGCCCAAGCAUGGGGUUCAAGUUUGUUUGAAGCCCUUGGAGCCAUGAGUAGGAGCGCACUUUCAGUAUCACGGUAAUACUAAAUUAAGUAUUAUUUUUGUAAUUUACAUUAUGUACUACCUGGAGUAUAUAAUGUAAAUUAUAAAAGUUACUUUUUUUCUCUCUCUACAAAAGCAGCUGACGUGGCGCACUUUCAGUACCACGGUGAUACUAAAUUAAGUGUUAUUUUUGUAAUUUACAUUAUGUACUACCUGUAGUAUAUAAUGUAAAUUAUAAAAGUUACUUUUUUUUCUCUCUCCAGUACAAAAGCAGCUGACGUGGCGCACUUCUAUUGACUAAUCACACCUACACCGGUUGUAUUCUGGAUUUUUCACAUGAGUGGGUCAUUGUCAAAUAUGGAGAUUUGAGAGUUUGAGAAAGUUUUUGUCUUUUAUGACGCGGAGAGCGAGUUGUAAGUUGUGAUCAUCUUGAUCUUGAUGAGCAUAUUUUAGUAAUUUUUUAUUUCAUUUUCAACUUUUUUACAAU